UAGCCCUUUCCGAGGGCGAUUCCGGCGGGAGAGGCUUGGUCGACUCGUCUCGUGACCGGAGAGGAUGGAGAGCCUGAGGAGGUUCCUGAACCCGCUGGUGCUCAACCUGCAGAAGAUGGAGCUGGAGCUCACCUGCCCCGUCUGCCUGAAGUUGCUCUGCGCGCCCACAACGCUACCGUGCCACCACACAUCCUGCAGCAAGUGUGCCACCACGCCGACUUCUAAUGGCUAUAGCUGCGCCAUUUGCAAAUCAGCCUAUCAUUCUCAAGAUUUAAGGCCAGCUUCUCACCUUGAGGCGAUAGUGAGCAUUCACAGGAGCCUAAGCUCCACAGUCAGCACCAUGGUUCAAGAGCAGGAUGCUCAAGUUCACAUUCCUGUUGCAAAGACAGCGUCUCAUGGAACACCAGAAUCGGGGAACAGAAGUGGGGUAGAGAAAUCUGACAUGAAAACUUUCAGCCCAGUUGCUUCGAAGUUAGUAUAUAACCAAUCAACCGGCCCUGAAUUUGGGAACAUGGAUGGUAUUCAAACAAGAGAUCCUGCAUUUGAGAACAAAGCUGCUGAUGCAGCUGUUGCAACAACUGUCCUUGUACAAAAGGGGCAUUCUGGGUCACAAUCUUCUGAUGGUCCUGGGGAUUUGGACUGUGACAGCUAUGAUCUUGAAGGGGAACUGAUAACAAGCAGAUCACCUCCUCAAACUGCACUGAAAAGAGAGGCAAAUGUAAUGGAUGAUCAUACCAGAGAAUUGAAGAAGCAAAAACCAAAUGAUCAGGUUCAAAGACAAACAACCGGUGAUUGGAAAUGUGAAUUUUGUCAUUCUUCCCAAGUCACUGAGUGUACUGGACCUUUGUCACAUUAUCUACAUGGGGAGCCAUUAGAGGCUGACCAAGCUUGGAAAUCAAAUGUUCAGCAUGUCCAUGAGAAAUGCAUUGAAUGGGCUCCCCAAGCAUUCUUUACUGGUGAGAUCGCGAACAACUUGGAGCCUGAGUUGGCCCGUGCUUCUAAGAUCAAGUGCAGUGUUUGUGGCUUGAAAGGUGCAGCACUUGGUUGCCUUGUUAAGAGCUGCCGCAAGAGCUUUCAUGUCCCAUGUGCCCACAAGAUCAAAGGCUGCAGAUGGGAUGAAGAAAACUUUGUUAUGCUGUGUCCUACUCAUUCAUCAAAAAAGUUGCCUUGUGAGAGAUCAAAGUCAAAAAAGAAGGCCAAGCUACUACAACCAUCUUCUGACAUUGAUGAUCUGAAUUCACCUUCUCCAAUGCAAAUGGAUGAACAUUGGAUCACCUCACCUGUUCUGACUAGUGAGCGGGUGAUAUGUGGAUCCGCCCUCAAUGGCCGUGAGAGGGAACUCUUGGAUCAAUUUGAGCAUCAAACUGGGAUUACAGUAACUAACAGUUGGAGCUCGAAUGUGACUCAUGUGAUUGCUAAUACAGAUGAACGUGGGGCAUGUGCUAGGACACUCAAGGUUCUAAUGGCUAUUUUAGCGGGGAAAUGGGUUCUCAAUGUAAAUUGGUUGAGAGCCUGUAUUGAGGCUAGAGAACUAAUCCCAGAAGAGCCCUAUGAAGUCAGGUGUGAUGUUCAUGGCUCUUUUGAUGGCCCUCGCACAGGAAGACUUCGAGCGAUGCAACAGGCACCAAGUCUGUUUGCCGGGUUGACCUUCUAUUUCAGUGGCCAUUUCAUGCCAGCAUACAAGGUUAGCCUUGAAGAUUUGAUUACUGCAGCAGGGGGGUCGAUUUUGGAGAAGACCGAGCUUUCUAGUACAUCCUUAAUUCUCUACAGUGUAGAGCCGCCACAAGGAAGCAAUCUAGACUCCCUUAAUGAGAUCAUCAAGAAGAGAGAAGCUGAGGCUCAAGAAUCGGCAGCGGCAGUUGGCUGCAGAGCUAUUCCUCACACAUGGCUUCUGGAUUCUAUUGCAUCUUGCACCCUGCAGUUGACGGUGUGACACUGUACCUAGUUUCAGAUAUAGGAAUGUAGUUUUUGCUUUUUUUCCCUUUAAAAAAGGAUAUUAGGAUGAGAUUGACAUGUUGUCUUGUUGAUCCAAAAUAUCUUCAGAGUUCAGAUGUUGUAACAUGAGCGCAAUUCAUUUGGAAUAAACUUGUGUACCUCAGGCAGUGUUACUGUCGGUGAUGUCAUUCACAUGUUUCACCUACUGAUAGGUGCAGUCGGUCU
Molecule: messenger RNA, 2160 nt
Organism: Setaria italica (foxtail millet)
Lineage: Eukaryota; Viridiplantae; Streptophyta; Magnoliopsida; Poales; Poaceae
Product: BRCA1-associated RING domain protein 1
Exons: 14
Coding region: 65-1933 (622 amino acids)
Biological process (GO): negative regulation of fatty acid biosynthetic process; positive regulation of transcription by RNA polymerase II; double-strand break repair via homologous recombination
Cellular component (GO): plasma membrane; BRCA1-A complex; BRCA1-BARD1 complex
Molecular function (GO): ubiquitin-protein transferase activity
Source: RefSeq, a predicted model, not a curated record